AUGUAUCUACAAUUGAUGGAUAUUGGAAAAGUAAAAGGAGAUGAUGAAAACGUGGAGCAUAAUGGUGAUACUGUUGGAUUUCGAGAGACUUUUCAAUUCUACAGGGGAAAACCUGGUAGCAGUAGUAAGACAUCUUGGCUUAUGCAUGAAUUUAGAGUGAUUGAUCAUCUGCCCAGUGUUGAAGGUCAAAAAAAGUUGGAGAAUUGGGUUUUGUGUGAGAUAUGGAACAAGGAGAGAGGCUGGUAUUAUGAGAACAAGUUUAUUAUUAUUUUUUUUCCCAAAAAAGUCCUACAACUUGAGGAAGAAGAGACUGAUUAG
Messenger RNA from Fraxinus pennsylvanica, 318 nucleotides. NCBI's taxonomy places the organism in Eukaryota, Viridiplantae, Streptophyta, Magnoliopsida, Lamiales, Oleaceae. The record is from the annotation of a GenBank genome assembly.